Molecule: messenger RNA, 3174 nt
Organism: Babesia ovata
Lineage: Eukaryota; Apicomplexa; Aconoidasida; Piroplasmida; Babesiidae
Product: perforin PLP1, putative
Exons: 1
Coding region: 1-3174 (1057 amino acids)
Source: RefSeq, a predicted model, not a curated record
AUGUACACAGUAGUGUGCAGCGGUCGGAUGCAGAAAUCUGAACCGCAGAAGGCGGGAAUGGAUGACGCGUUUCAAAUGCUACUCAACGGCGGGUCGGCGAGCCACCCCAGAACUACACGCAAGGAAAAGUCUCCUGCGCCAACAAAGCCCGAGCAAGAUAAUCAUGAGGGACAGCUGCCUGACAGUGAAGCUGCAGCAGAUUCAGCAGAAAAUAGCGAUACUGUUGCUGAGGAACCCCCAAAGGAAAAGGAUGUUGGUGAAAUUGGAAUGCAUGGCAGCCUGGAACAACUGCUAAAACAGUCUGCGAAAGCCGCCCCACGUACACACAAGACGGAACCUGAGGCACCAAAGGAUCCUUUGGCGAGUCUAUUGUCGCCGCCAAAGACCUCAGAAAAUGCAGACGAUGAGGUGAAGACGCAACACACUGAUCAAGCAGUACGGCCUCAUGAUGCUAAGCGUCCCCAACCCAAAGAACCUGAAAUUGAGAAUGAAGAUGAUUUUUUCGAUGUGUCGGAUGAUGGUAACGAAGAUGAAGAUGUAAAGGAGGAUCAAUUGAUGACGAAUGAGGAUGCCGAAGGAAAGGGUGAAGAGGCUAAGAAUGAGAACUCAACGGAUGACUCACUGGAAGAUUUGGCUGACAAGAACGACGAUGCCGACGGAAUAGAUGAUGCAGAAUUAGGUGACCUUUCCACUGGUGCCAAGGAAGAAAGUGUCCCCUCUGAAGCUGAUGAGCAAAAACUUCCAGGAGAGGAAACAGAGAGUGUCAUCAAACCCCUUGAUCUCAAACAUGAGGCGAACAAGGAAACGCAGGAAGCCGACGGUGCCGAUGUAUCCGAAGGAGAAAGUGAACCUACGGCUAAUGCUGAAGGUAAAAAGGGAUUGAACGAUUUCACACUCGACGAUCUUAUUGCCAACAUGCCGAAGGUCAAAAAAAUGCCAAAACGAAUGAAGAGAUUGCUGAGCAGUGACUCCAACAGAAAUAAGGCCAAGGACUCGCCGAUUGGGGAAAUAAAGGAAGUUAACCACGAAUCAAGCACCAACGAUGAUCUUGAUAAUCUUGAUUUGGAGUCGCCUGAAGACAACGAAGCCAAUACAGAUGACAACAUCCUGUCUUCCACAGCCGAUGGAGAUAACUCAGACUCGUUGUCGAUGAAUGUGGACACCGAUGAAGAGCCCACUGCCGUGGACGAAUUGUCGAGCCAGUCUGAUGAAGACUUCCUGAGUAGGAUACAGCCGGAGUUUAACCACGUCAGCGAGGAAAGCAGAAAGACCAAGAAGAAGGCAAUCAAACGAACAAAUAGAACGCAGUUCAAACUGGAUAGUGAAGUUGAGGAUGACGGGAAGAUGAAUGCUGGGCUUGCUGCGGCCAUAAGGUAUCUCGGGUCCGGUUACGACAUUGUGUUCGGGAACCCUCUGGGAGACCCGGUUAUUAUGGUCGAUCCUGGUUACAGAGAUCCAGUGCUCAAAUUGGACUGGAGUGAAGAGUACCACAACCACGAUGGAGCAAACCUCAAGGAACCCCGCGGCAGCUGGAUCAGGCCAGAACUGUCCUGCAGACAAGCAGAGACAGUUGACCACGUCAACACGAUAGAGGACUACAAAAAGGAACUUUCGGUGGACGCCAAGAUAUCCGCCGAUAUUCCCUUCUACUUCGGUUUCAGUGCCUCAGGGGGAUACAAGACGUUUGUCAAAACACUGUCGACAAACACAACCAAGAAUUACAUCCUCAAAACUUACUGCCUUAAAUACGUCGCGGGGAUCCAGGAUUUCAAGAGCACACAGCCGAUGCCUUCAUUCAAGAACGAUGUCGACGCCUUGCCAGCAACGUUCAAUUCAGAAUCCUGCAACAUGGAAGUAUACCGAAAUGACGAGGACGACAAGAGAUGCGUUGACUCGGUCCGCCCGUGGAUCAAGUUCUUCCAGAAGUACGGAACACACUACACAACCGUAAUUCACCUCGGUGGAAAAGUCACCAACCAAAUCCAAAUGAAGAAAACCGAUGUCGCUGCUAUCCAGAAACAUGGAUACAACAUCGACACCUACAUCAAAGCAAACUCGGGAAUACCCUUCCUCAAUCUUGGGGAGGCCUCGUUCAACUCUAGCGGUGACAUGCAGACGCAGAGCACGAAAAACAGCUACAACACCGAAAGGUCGAUCAUCGUUAUAGGAGGUGACGUGCCCACGGAUGGUACCGACAAGGUCAGCAUGCAGGAAUGGACAAGGAGCCUCUACAGGAAGCCGAUGCCGAUCAAGGUCAAUCUGGACAGCCUCAAAACACUUAUUGAGGAUAAGGAAAAGAAGGGUAUAUACGACGUUGCACUGAAGUACUACUCGGAAUUGUACGGUAUCUCCCCUGAUGAAAUAUACGCGGCGAACGGUGUCCAAAAUGGCAUAGCAACGAUGGCGAUGGGAGGCCAGGUUGUUACGUACGAAGGGUACACUGCAGGCAGUGCGGUGUGUCCUGACAACAAUGUGAUCAUGAUGGGUUUCGCCCUCACCGUUACCCGCAAAAGGAAACUUGUAUUCAACGACUCCUAUUUCGUCACAUCUAUCGCACCGUGUCCGGUAGGAAAGGAGAAGUGCGUUGCAUCAGGGCCCGGCCCAGAUUCAGAAGUCAGGGUGUGGAUUCUCUGUGGAAAGGAACCCAUUCCGUUACUCAUACAGGAAACCGCCGUCUCUUCAAACUCAGCGGCGGUUGCAUCAUGUCCAGCUGAUUACACUAUCGCAUUCGGCUUCGGCAUAUCCCUGCCCAAAGGCAUGAGGAUCAGCCAUACGGACAGCUAUGCCUGCAGAUCCGGCCAGAGCUCCUGCACCCACACCUCCAGCAACAAGUCCCACAAUGCAGUCUGGAUCGCUUGUGUCGAGAAGAACGCGCCUGAAUUGGGCAACAUCACCAGCCACGCAGUGGUUUCCGCGACCUCCAGUUGCCCCACGCAGUCCCAUACAACAUAUGUGGACAACAAAUGCCCACCCAACUCCAAACUCAUCACUUCGUGGAAGAUGAACGUCACCAAAAAGGAAGACAGGCAAGAACAGCUUUUGGACUCCUGCUCCAAGGAGUGGAACGGAUGCAAGGUCGACAAUCACUUCAAGCGGUCUGAGGACACAUGCAAGGCACAAUACUCGUGGAUAGCCUGCUACACCCCUCCACAGUUUCUGAAAGACAAAGCGUAG